Molecule: messenger RNA, 1460 nt
Organism: Sitodiplosis mosellana (orange wheat blossom midge)
Lineage: Eukaryota; Metazoa; Arthropoda; Insecta; Diptera; Cecidomyiidae
Product: putative cystathionine gamma-lyase 2
Exons: 5
Coding region: 197-1378 (393 amino acids)
Biological process (GO): transsulfuration
Cellular component (GO): cytoplasm
Molecular function (GO): pyridoxal phosphate binding; cystathionine gamma-lyase activity
Source: RefSeq, a predicted model, not a curated record
GCAGAUGUCCAUUCGUAUAAAGAUUGUAAGCAAACAUAUGUGUCUGUAUACAGAUAAUCACACUUACAUUGUGGGAAAUAGCUUCAGAGGGAAUAAAAACAUACCGAACUCAAUUCAAACAGUCAGUGGUGUGAAGUGAGCGUAAAGCUACAAACUCAGUGACAAUAAAAUAAAAUAUUCAAACAAAUUUGGAAGAAUGUCUGAUGCCGGGGAAUAUACUGGCUAUGAAACUAAGGCCAUUCAUGCGGGACAGGAAUACGAUCAGUGGAGUAAUAGGGAAAUUGUACCACCGAUUGUGACAUCAAUGACAUUCUUCCAAGAUGAUCCAACGAAUAUGCAGGGCCAUUAUUAUGGACGUUACAGCAAUCCAACACGUGAUUCACUCGAACGUUGUUUGGCUGCAUUAGAUAAUGGAAAACACGGUUUAGUUUAUCCGUCGGGAUGUGCGGCUAUAACUGCGUUGUUGCAUUUGUUAAAACAAGGCGAUCACAUUGUAUCAGCAGCUGAACAGUAUGGUGGCACACGAUCGCUUUUUUUGGAUUAUAUUGAAAUACAAGGAAUCGAAAUUGAUUUUGUCGAUUCAACUGAUUUGAAGCAAAUUGAUGAUGCUAUCAAACCAAAUACAAAGUUGAUGUUCUUUGAGACUCCAUCGAAUCCAUGUCUAAAAUACUCUGACAUUGCAGCUAUUGCAAAAUUGGUCCAUUCGCAGAAUAAUGGUCAAAUUGUUGUCGCGGUUGAUAAUACAAUGCUGACAUCAUACUUUCAACGACCAUUGGAAUUCGGUGUCGAUGUUGUAAUGUAUUCUUUAACUAAAUAUAUGAAUGGGCAUAGCGAUGUGUUGGCCGGUGCACUCGUUCUCAACGACACAGAAAUCUAUAAUAAAUUAAAAAUCGUUCAAACAAAAUAUGGUUCAGUGCUGUCACCUUUUGAAAGCUUCCUGACAAAUCGUGGUCUCAAAACAUUGCCUUUGCGCAUGCAACGGCAUUCGGAAAACGGCAUCGCCGUUGCCUAUUACUUGGAAACACAGAAAAAUGUGGUCAAAGUUAUUCAUCCAGCAUUUCCAUCGCAUCCUCAGCACGAGCUUGCAAAGAAACAGAGCUCAGGUUAUUGUGGUAUUGUUACAUUCCAAAUAAAUGGCGGGCUAGAAGAAUCGAAAAAAUUCGUUCAAAACCUUCGAUUGUUCCAAAGUUGCGGUAGUCUCGGAAGUUACGGCAGCUACGUCAUGAUUUCAGCACGCGUUAGUCACGUAGACGUGCCAAAAGAAGUCCGGGAAUCCAUUGGAAUAUUCGAUUCAACCAUUCGAUUAUCAGUUGGGCUAGAAAGUGCUGAUGACCUCAUAAAAGAUUUGAAGCAAGCAUUUGAAAAAACAUUCGCUUAAGCUCUAUUAUCUUUUUUUGUUUAGAAUUCCACUGUAUUCUGUGUAGAACAAAUAAAUUUGAUGAUAUGCAACAAAAAAUCAA